Molecule: messenger RNA, 3546 nt
Organism: Triticum dicoccoides
Lineage: Eukaryota; Viridiplantae; Streptophyta; Magnoliopsida; Poales; Poaceae
Exons: 3
Coding region: 156-1994 (612 amino acids)
Source: RefSeq, a predicted model, not a curated record
UCCCACUCGGACCUGCCUCGCUAGAAACCCUAAGUUACAAAAAGAGCGAGCGGCGGCGGGUGGCGGCGGCGGCGACGGCGGUAGAACACACACAAAAAGAGCGAGCGGCGGCGGGCGGCGGAGUGUGGAAAGUCGAGGUGACGACGCCUCGUGAGAUGGCGACGGAAGGGGACUCCGGCAAGUCUACGGAGCGGCAGUCUGAAGCUCUUUCUCGGUCCCCUCAGAUCCAGAGUAAGGUUCCAGUUCGUCCUCCUCGUAACAUUAAGAAGGGCGAGCCCAUGGAUCGAGCCGUCUCUUCCCAGGAGCGCAGACUCUUGAGUGGUCUGAUCGCGAAACUGGAUACAGAGGAGGCAAAUCUGAGGGCGGAGAUUAAUAAUUUAAGGAUGAAGGUGGUGAAGGAGGGGGCUGAAACGACAAGUGGGGAGGGGUUUUCAUUGGUGCUUGGGAAACCUGCGUUAUGGAUCGCCCUCGACGGAUACAGACGUGAACAAUAUAGGCUCAAGUCUGCUAUGAAGCGAGGCAUAACGCCUGAUAUGGUGGCAAAAUAUCCUGAAUUAGGCAGCGUGGCGGCUAAAGUGAGGAAACAGCCCAAGGAUAUGGUUCUGGGGACGCAACAGCAGCCUAAGGAUAUGGCAAACAAGUCUGGCAUAUUGGAUGGUGGUGGUGAUGAUAGAGGCAAAUCUCCUGUCUUAGAGGAGCAGGUGCCAAUAGCCGACUGGAAAUUCAAACCAGAGAUGGAGGUGGAUUCAGUGACACAUACCAAUGAAUCACCGAGGGAUUUUUCCAUAGUACUAAAUACGGAUGAGUCGCCUAUGGAUUCUAUCAUGUUAAAUACAGAUGAGUCGCCGACACUAGAACCAGUUCUUUCUUGUGUCCCUGAUAUCCAGUCUAAGGAUAAGUCGUCCACACUCCAGCCAGUUCUUUGUUGCGGCCCUGAUAUCCAGUCUAAGGUUCAUGUCCUUCCUCUUCCUCCUCAUUGCAGGAAGCAGGAGGAUACAGUUCUCCCUCCUAAGCAUCUCUUACAACAGCAGAAGCAACCAUCUGUGCAUAACCACCAUGAGAUUUGUCCGCAAGGUACCAAUGACGAUGUGGCGACAACCUUGGGGGCCCAGUUCCAGAAUUUGGACUUGUCCGUAUCCAAAUUGGUGGAAUUGGACAGAGGCGAAUCCCUCUCGGAGGAACAGGUCAAAUUUCUGGAGACCCAGCAGCUGCCCAGGGAUAUGGCAAACAAGUUAGACAUAUUGGAUGGUGGUGGUGAUGAGACAGAGGUUAAGAUGGGCAGAGGCAAAUCUCUCAAAGAGAAACAAGUCAUGGUUCUGGAGACCCAGCAGCAGCCGACGGAUGUGGCAAACAAGUUAGACAAAUUGGAUGGUGGUGCUAAUGAGCCAGAGGUUGAGAUGGACAGACGCAAAUCCCUCUUGGGGGAACAGGUCAAGGAUAUGGCAAACAAGUCGCACAUAUCACUCUCGGAGGAAAGGGAAACCUGGAAGCAGCAGCAGUCUAUACUCUUUUCAAAGCUCGAAUCCUGUGUGCAGGUGCUCAAAGAGAUGAUGGAGGCAGGCAGAGGCGCGGUCAACUUCUACCCUGAGAUGCAGAUUGAAGAGUUGUCAGCAGUGUAUCACAGGACAAGUGAAGCAAUUCGUAACUUGCACUUUCUUUUAAAGAGUAUACCUAAUUGGGUGUGGGAUGAGGUGGAGGGGAAGCAAAUGGCCAAGGCAGGAAUGGAAGUCAGAGCGAAACCCUUCAUGGAGAAGCAGGUGAUUGGUCCAUUGCCUCGUGAGACGGAUAUGGAAGGGGGAUCUAGGAAGCAGCAACAGUCUCAACUUCUUCCCUGUGGCCUUCAGAUUCAGAGUAAUGAUCAGUCUCUUGGCAGUAAGAAGGGGAAACACGGGGGUCGUAAGAAGGGGAAACAUGGGGGGCAUAAGAAGGGGAAAUACAGGGUUUGUGCUGCUGCUCCAUCCAUGGAUUUCGAGAUGGAAGAGGAAUCCGGGUAGCAGCAGCAGCUGCUAAGAUUUCUUCCCCAUGGCUCUGACAUCCAGAGUAGUGAUCAGCACAUGAUCGACCUGAAGGUUGACAAGUAGAAGCAGAUGACUGAGGUUGAGAUCGACAAGCAGAAGCCGAUGACCGAGGUCAAGAUGGACAAGCAGAAGCAGACGACCAAGGUUGAGAUGGACAUACAGAAACAUAUGGCCGAGGUCGAGAUGGACGAUAUGGACAUAGGCAAAUAAGUCCAAGAAUUAACCAUGGAGAAGGAGGAGAUAGCCGCUGAGGAAGAGGAUUUCGCUUGCUACAGAAGGCCCUGGGAAUCUAGACGGGGACCUGAGGGGUGCGGUUUCUUCGAAGACACAACGCAAUUGAGCUCCAUGCAUUUCACACACUUGACACCUAAACCCAGCUUAGACGAUGCUAUCGUCGCGGAGACCUUGCAGAUCCUCUCCAUUAAACUAACAGAAAUUAAAGGUGGCUUCAAAUUGCCAUUGUCUGUGUAUGGUGUGGUUGCUGCUCGGGACAGUGUCGAUAACAAUCGCAACCUUCUCUUCGCGCACAGUAGGAUAGCGCCCCAAAGAAUCAGGCAACACAAUCUAUAUUUGCGCUUGAUUGGGCCGUCUCGUGCAAUUCUCUGCAGAGACCCUGUUCGCUUUGAAAUUCAGCUAAAAGUUGAACGUGGAGCAGUGUCUCGAGAUAGAGCAUUGAUCAGCGCAACUCGCGAUUUCUACGCUCGUCAUCCUGGUGUGCAUACCAUCUGCUUCGAGAACCGCUUCUGCAAAAUAGAGUUAUGCGUCGAGCGGCUUGUGGAGACGAUCCAGGCCACGAUCUGCAGUGUCCGUGUUGUUAAACAGGGGACACGGCAGCGUGUUGAAAGUCGAUGCCGAGUUUCUUGCUCGACAACAUCAUACAUACGCAAGAUCAUCGAUGGUAAACCUACUUAUGUUGCUAAUGCCGCAUCUGGUGAAGUCGUGCUGCUUGAUCGUUUUAAAAAAGCAAUGCCCAGUGGUUCAGAGGGCUACCUUGAUCUGUUGAGGCGUGUGGUCUCUGUAGAACAUGAAGGCAGCCUGAAAGUUGUCGUACAGACUUGCUCGUCAUCCGGUGAUAUCAUCGCAGAAGGACAUGUCUCCUUGGCAUCCAAAUAUUUUGGCUUCAGCCAGAAGAAAUUUAACGUUGAUGAUGCUGAGCUGGAGGUAACCGUUGCUUGGUCCCUCCUUGUUGUGGACAAGGAUGAUAUCUUGAGACCGGUGGCUGUUUGAAACCUCCGAGCACUGCUCACGCGUAGGCAAUGUAUUUAUCUGAAGAUCCCGGCUGGACAGGAUGCCGUGUGUCCAUUCGGCUUGUUGAAGUGUGCUAUCGGUUAGCUACAUAGUAUAUCUGAGAUGUCCAACUGUCGAUUUUGGGCAUCGACUAUAUAUAAUAUAACUUAUGUUGUGCGAGUUGACUCUGACUUUAAAGUUAAUGUUUUGUUGUGUGAUUGGUGUAGUAUAUAUAACUCAUGCUAUCAGACUAUUUUCUAGUAUUAUCGACUGUAACUUUACAGUCAUGUUGCCAACUGUA